Microthlaspi erraticum is the source of this 1632-nucleotide messenger RNA. The record is from the annotation of a GenBank genome assembly. Lineage: Eukaryota; Viridiplantae; Streptophyta; Magnoliopsida; Brassicales; Brassicaceae.
AUGUCGCGACACUACUCAAGAGCGGAGAAAGGAAAGUGGGUUGCAGAAGCCCCUAGAUCUGGACGCCGCGUCCCAGUUCAGAUCCCUCCCAGCAACAACUCCCGCCUUAUCGCUGAUAACCAUCUUACUCUCAUCGGUAGAGUCACAAACCCAGCUGUCCAAAAAACACAAUGGGUGGUGGAUUGGCUCAUCCAAUACUGGAACCUGGACUCCCCAGUUGAAGGCAGUGACCUAGGUCCUGAACUCUUCCAGUUUCGGUUCCAGACAGAAGCUUCACUCCAAACAGUUCUCCGGAAAGGUCCCUACCACUACAAACGCUGGAUGGUAAUGCUUCAACGCUGGGAACCCAUAGUCUCUCCAACUUUCCCGAACAGAAUCGACUUCUGGAUCAAAAUCCAUGGUAUUCCACUCCACUAUUGGAAUGAAGAAACCAUAGACGCUAUCGGCAAAGAACUUGGCCCCAUUCUGGGGAAAGAUAUCACGCUCGGCCGUAUCAGAGCACAAAUCAAUGGGCUUCAACCCCUCGAGAUGAAAAUCUCAAUCUGUCUUCCAACAAGAGAGGAGACAACUGUGGAUCUGGAGUAUGAGAAGCUUGAGAAGCACUGUUUCCACUGCUUCUCACUUAGCCACGAGAGCGAAACCUGCCCUAUCCUAGGGAACAAGGGAGUGGUUCAAAAUAUUCCACUGGGCAUAAGUCAGCAGAAUACGCUUAGACGUAUCGAGGAUUCCAGAAGAUACCAAGAGACCCGACGCACUCUCACCCACAAGGGAGGAAACACAAGCUCUCACAACCGCGGAAACUCAGUCAGAAGCUUCAGACCCCCUCUGUCCCAAUAUACUCCAAUCCCUAGAGAGAAUCUCUCCUCUCAGGGAAGAUCCCACCGGAGCUCAAACAAAGAGCCGCCCCGAGUGCCAUACACCAGCUUUAGUAGAGGCUCCUCGCGAACUUACUCGGAAAGAAGAGUCCCUACACAAGGAAUGUCCACUUCCAGACACUCAUCUCUCCGAAGAGACGAGAGAGACCGCUCCCCGGGAAGGCAUGAUGGUAUGGAGGCAGUCUCGAGGCACAGAGUAUCGUCUUCUCAAUCCCACCAGUCUCGAUAUUCCCACACCCCUUCACCUAACCCGAGGAGGGAUCCCAUACCUACACUAAUCCCGGAUGGAGAAGCAACCCACACUAACUCCAGGGAACGAAGAUCAGCCCUGGAGAGAAUAGAAAAUCCCAUGCAUGAGGAAACUAAUAGACCUACUGGUUUAUCCAGCUCACUCUUGGCUAGAUUACAGGACGUAGAAGUCCACUACGAAGAAGCAGUAAACCAAUCCACCAGGAUUGGAGAACUCUCAGGAGGCAGACUAGAAGAACAAUCAGGAGGCAGGGGCUCUGCCUCAUCACUUCAAAACUCAGCUCACUCGGACCUCCGAGUCCACACAUCUUUACGCCUGGGGCCAUCACCUGAAGGACAAAAGAAAAGGAAAGCUGCCUCAAAACCGGGUAAAAAACCAACAGCUGCUAAAGCACAAGCGGUAAAGAAAACAAUGAUGACUACAAGAGCCUCUACAUCCAAAACACCAGGAAAAAAGAAAGCUAAGGCGACGCCAAAAGGAAAAAUCUACCGAAGCCAUCUUCAGUGA